GAGAGAGAGAGAGAGAGAGAGAGAGAGAGAGAGAGAGGCGACGCGACCUCCUGCACAAAACUUCCGAGAGCGCGCAACUUAUCCUCCUGCAAGAUGCACUCGGACUCCAGCUCGAGCAGCAGAGCCUCGUCCCCGGACAUGGACGGCAUGUUCCUGCAGCACCACCACCACCACCUCAUGGGCUCCGUUUCCUCGUCCACGCAGAGCAGCGAGCUACGGCACAAGCUGGCCGAGAUGGAGCAGCACCUGUCCUCGCGCUCCGGCGACGCGGCCGCCAAGCUGCUGGCGAGCAGCAAGUACAAGCUGAAGAAGCAGGUGACGGAGCAGGAGAUCCAGCAGCUCCGCCUUAAGAUCAACGGGCGCGAGAGGAAGCGCAUGCACGACCUCAACCUGGCCAUGGACGGCCUGCGCGAGGUGAUGCCCUACGCGCACGGGCCCUCGGUGCGCAAGCUGUCCAAGAUCGCCACGCUGCUGCUGGCGCGGAACUACAUCCUGAUGCUCAACAGCUCCCUGGACGAGAUGAAGCGGCUCGUUGGGGAGAUUUACGGCGGGCAUCACUCGGCCUUCCACUGCGGGACCGUGACGCACGCGCCCCCCGGCGGCGGUGUGGGACACCCGGGCAGCGGCGGCCCUGCGCACCCGGUGGUGCAUCACCCGCUCCUCGGGGGCGCGCUGUCCUCCAGCACGACGUCCACCUUGUCGGGCGCGCUGCCGGGGCUCACGUCGAUCCGGACGCCCCACUCCCUGAUGAAGAGCGGCCCCGCACCCCCGGCUCUGCAACUGGGCACGGGCUUCCAACACUGGGCCGGGCUACCCUGUCCGUGCCCCAUCUGCCAAGUGCCUCCCCCGCCUCCACCCCCUCACCUCCCCAUCCCCUCCGCCGGGCUCACGAGACUCUCCGGCGGGGACGGCAAAGACGAGCGGAUGAAGUGACUGCAGCGGCGGUGCUGAGGCUGAGGGAUGCUGAGUGUAAAUAGUGUAAACAGAGAGUAGUGGGCAUGACGACAGCUACAUAUGGCCUUACCGGUGCAUGCGUUGUUUUGUCUGUAUUACUAUUAUUAUUUGGCGUAUAUAUGACAAAAGUUGAUUUUACCUCCUUGUAGCAAGGACUUCAAAAAAAGACAAUGUUCAUUUCCAAGUGGAUGUAAAUAUUUGUGUCUUGCAACAGCGCUUGACAUUUUAUUUCGCCUACAGGCUCAGCUCAGUCAGCUGAAUAAAACCCGCAUGGAUAUGAGUUAGAAUUAUUAUCUUUUGUAUUCUCGUCAGAUUGAAUACUCUCGUGCCUUGUACCAAGGAGUUCAGACGGUGUGUGAGCAGCAUCACAUCAUUAUGAGCAUCAUCACAUUAUUAUUAUUAUUAUUAUUAUUAUUAUUAUGUGGAGACCAGUCACGCAUCCGCUCAACACUGAUUACAGAACAUGAGGUGUAUGCUUUAAAUAUAGUGCAAUGUUAUUAUAUCUGUACUAUCAAUGUCGACAUUAUUGAUUAUUAAUAAUGAUUAAUAUCGUAGUGAUGACGAUAAAAUCUCUUACAAAACAGCAUGAUAGUGUUUCUGUUUUCUUGUUUUUGUCGAGCAGAACUUGUUGUGUACAGGGACCCGGUACUCGUGUCUAUAUUUUUGUACAUUGUUGAUUGAUUCAAAUAUUUAUUAUCUCCCAGCAUGGAAGGAGUUUCAAUAAAACAGAAAUAAUCCUACACA
Molecule: messenger RNA, 1698 nt
Organism: Gadus morhua (Atlantic cod)
Lineage: Eukaryota; Metazoa; Chordata; Actinopteri; Gadiformes; Gadidae
Gene: olig3
Product: oligodendrocyte transcription factor 3
Exons: 1
Coding region: 94-933 (279 amino acids)
Biological process (GO): sensory organ development; positive regulation of transcription by RNA polymerase II; axon development
Cellular component (GO): nucleus
Molecular function (GO): protein dimerization activity; DNA-binding transcription factor activity, RNA polymerase II-specific; E-box binding
Source: RefSeq, a predicted model, not a curated record